AUGGGCCUCCUGCCACUAACAUACUCACGCCCAUCCCAUGUGUCCCGCGAAGAGUUUGAGGCGCGCGCCACCUCGCCCUCCGAAAGGGCUUCGCUCCGCUCCGGACGAUCAAGUCUCUCUGCUGGAAUCCCCGAUGCCCUCGCCUUCGACAAGAUCAUCGCCGGCGAGACGUGUCCGCCUAUGUCUGUCCGUGAUUUCAUGAACUACUUGCUAUUCAUCGAGUUUUCGGCGGAGAACCUGCAGUUCUACCUGUGGUACCAGAGCUACUCGGAGCGCUUCCGCAAGGCUCCCAAGUCAGAUUUGGCUCUCGCGCCGGAAUGGACGAGGGAGAUGGAGGAAGAGAUCCAGGUCAAGCUGCAGAGGGAGGCGACGGAAAAGAUGCGCCGCCGGCCCAAGCGCGGCCAAGCUACUGACAUUUUCGAGGGCACCGACUUCGAGAAGCGGGACCCCAUGGCUGCGGAGGCCAUCAUCGAGCUCGAUUCGCCGCCCGUCACCCCCAAGACCCAAAAUGACGUAGAGGAGGCCCAUCCCGGGGAACUGUACAACGAGUCCGUCUAUUGCCCGUCAUCUCUCCCUUCGGUCACCAGCACCCUACGCUCACCGACAAGCGAGGCCUUCCACGCGGCCGGCGCAAAAGCUCCAUUCACUAUCCAACCCUUCAGGGAAGAAAUAGACCGCAUCAUCUCCACCUACAUCAUGACCCUCCUCCACGCCCUCUCCUACACCACCCACCCCAGCGCCCUCGACAUCGCCUUCAAGUCCGUCGACGCCUCCCUGCGUUUCCAGAGCCACCCCAACUUCGUCCGCUGGUCCGUCUGCAACGGCAACCCGCCCCGCGUGUCCUUUGCCCGCGUGCUCGGCUUCAGCGGCAUCGCCCUGUCCUUCGGCCUCGCCGUCAUGCUCGUCCUCAGCACCGCGUCCCGGGGCUGGCGCGGGUUUCUCGCGUUCGGCUGGGCCAUCGGCAUCUGCACCGUCGUGGCUAGCUACAAGGGCAUGUGCAUUUGCAUGUACGCUAUGCACCACCGCCACAUUCGCCCGUGGGAGCUCUUCCUCGACGCGGAAGAGGGCGCGGCUGACUCGGCCUCCAAGCGGUCCUUUGACUCCCUGAGCUCGAGUAAUAGCUUCGAGGACGAGCCGUGGCUGGCCAACUACUCCAGCAAGAAUCUCAUGCGCAAGAUCUUUGACAAGGAGGCCUGGAUCGAGGAACCUGUUCUCAGGCAGAUCCAGGAUACCAUCUUUGUGCAGUCCCUUCUUAUUGGGUCUGCGGCUUCGGCUGUCCUUGCGGUUAUCUUUGUCUUCAUCCCCUCGGGCAAUUUCUUUUCUUUCUAA
Molecule: messenger RNA, 1329 nt
Organism: Parascedosporium putredinis
Lineage: Eukaryota; Fungi; Ascomycota; Sordariomycetes; Microascales; Microascaceae
Source: the annotation of a GenBank genome assembly